Molecule: messenger RNA, 2352 nt
Organism: Trichophyton verrucosum HKI 0517
Lineage: Eukaryota; Fungi; Ascomycota; Eurotiomycetes; Onygenales; Arthrodermataceae
Exons: 3
Coding region: 1-2352 (783 amino acids)
Cellular component (GO): MBF transcription complex; SBF transcription complex
Molecular function (GO): transcription regulator activity; protein binding; DNA binding
Source: RefSeq, a predicted model, not a curated record
AUGGCCUCUUCAGCCGGCAAUGAAGGGCACAUCUACUCUGCUACGUACAGCAAUGUCGGUUUCUUCUCUUCUUCUUCUUCUUCUCCUCCUCCCCCUCCCCUCCCUGUCCCGGUCUACGAAUACAAGUUGGGGACUGAGAAUGUGAUGAGACGGCGGGUGGACGACUGGGUUAACGCGACUCAUAUUCUGAAAGCUGCCGGCCUGGACAAGCCGUCAAGAACUCGUAUCCUCGAGCGUGAUGUCCAGCGCGGAGUCCACGAGAAGAUCCAGGGUGGCUACGGGAAAUAUCAAGGAACAUGGAUACCUCUGGCCGAAGCUCGAGCUCUGGCGGACAAGAACAAUGUCCUGGACAAGCUACGGCCCCUGUUCGACUUCAUGACCGGCGACACCAGCCCUCCUCCGGCACCAAAACACUCCACCGCAGCAUCCAAACCAAGAACACGGGGUGGAGGUGCUGGUAGCCGUCGUGGCGCGGCCGGCUCGACUCGCGGCUCCUUUUCAGCUGUCGGCCACCAUAUGCCUCCCGUACCACCUGCUGCACCACCUGCCAACUCGGCACCGGCUAGUUUUAACCAGGAACCGCAGCAGCACCAGCACCAGCACCAGCAGUAUGGCGUCAGCCAGUCCUUCAAUGAGACCUCGUCGAUAAUGCAGGGAAGCCCCGAAGCCUCUUCCCUCAUAGCGGAUGAGGACCUGGCUCAGAUGUCUCCUGAAUCAACCCAGUCUCGCAAGCGAAAGAGAGGUGACAAUGAUGUCGCCAUGAGCAUCAUAGAACAGAACCACAUCCUAUACGGAGACCAGUUGCUGGACUAUUUCAUGACUGUUGGCGAUGACCCAAGUGCGUCUCGUGUGCUUCCUCCAGUGCCACCUACGCACUUUCAAGUGGACCGGCCGAUCGAUGACCAGGGUAACACUGCACUCCACUGGGCCUGUGCUAUGGGUGACAUUGAUAUUGUCAAGGAUCUCAUCAGCCGAGGUGCCGAUGUGCGUGUUCGAUCCAAGCACGACGAAACACCACUUGUCCGUGCUGUCUUGUUCACAAAUAACUACGAGAAGCGCACUAUGGGAGAGCUGGCAGACCUACUACACAGCACUAUAACAUUCCGUGACUGGUUUGGCGCAACCGUCUUUAACCAUCUCGCCGCAACGACACGGAGUAAAGGCAAAUGGAAGAGCUCUCGGUACUACUGCCAGACCCUGAUCGAUAAGCUUUCUCAAGUGUUUCCCAGGCACGAGAUCUCGUUACUCCUUUCGUCGCAGGACGCGAAUGGGGAUACGGCUGCCCUGACUGCUGCGAAGAACGGAUGCUACAGGCUUGCGACGACUCUCCUGGCACAAUGCCCCGAAGCAGGCGACUUGCAGAACAGACACCACGAGACAGCCAACGAGGUGCUCAUGGCUCUAUACAAGCGGCGAAAGGAGAACCCCCCACCCCCUUCUUCCGUCACGUACGCUCAAGAUAUGGACGGUGAUGUUGACUUUGCCGCCACUACACCCACGGCGGGUAACUACACCGGGUCAGCCGUUGCGACAGAGGCAACCAACGCAUUACUCGUUCGAAUUGGAUCUAUAAUGGCUGAAGCUAAUAGGCGCCUUGCCCGCGCGUACGGAGAGGCCAAGACACCUCCACACAGCAGUGGUACCGGUCCCGGCGGUGGAGAGGACAUGACCAACCCCAAGGGCCUGUACGAGCAACUAGAAGCCGACCGAGAGAACAUCCGAAGUCAAAUAGAAGCCCUGCAAGCCAAGGAAGAAGAAAGCGAAGACCUUGAUGCCCAGCUAGCACGUUUCAACGAGAUCAAAGCCAGGUACGAGUCGUUACUGAACCAGACACACGACCUAGAGCUCACUUCCUUAUAUGAGUCAAACGGUAUCACGGAAGAUGCAGGCGACUCAGAUGCAAACCAUGAAUUAGCACCAGAAGAAAUGUUAGAACUUUACACGCUCGCCAACGAACUGGCUCAAGCACAAGCCGACCGGGACGAGGCAGUGGCCCAACUCAUCCGCCAAAGAGCAGACGCAGGCGUGAGUACCAAGCUGGACGUGCAUCGGAAGCUGGUCUCGCUAGCCACCGGUCUGGCGGAGGAGGAACUAGACCCAAUGAGCAGCGAGCUGGCAGAUGCCCUUGAAUUUGACCGUGCCAACGAGAAGAGAUCUGGUCCUGCCCCAAACACGGCCAGACAACUGAUGGCUACUGGUGAGCCAGACCCAGAAUCUCCUGGUACAAGAAGUCGAAGCGUCAGCCAGAAUGGCCAUGAUGGUAUCGGCGGUGGCGGCAACAGUAAUGCCAACGAGACAACGAACGGGCUAGACAACGACCAUGCUGUCGACGCUAGCUCGGUAGCUUCCUGA